AUGGCGGCGACGACGGUGCGGGCGGCGGUUUCGAUGCACCGCGCGCGCGAUACGCCGCCCUCGCGUCGCCCCUCGCGCGUUCGAAGCGCAGCGCCCGUCCCGAGACGCGUCCUCCAUCCGACGACGGGGCUCCCGACACGGACGAGCGAGAGGGGCGACGUUCGGCAUGAUGUCGUAAUCUCGGCGCAUCGGACGGGACGACCUCGCCCCUCUCGCGCGACGGGCGCGAGGGACGAGGUCGUCCCGAGCGUGGCCGUCGCCCCGCCCGACGCCGACGAGGUUGACGUUCUCGUGCGGUACGUCUACCCCGGCGUCAGGUUCUCCCAGGGCAAGGUGGUCGUGCUCCGCGCGCCCAAGACGGGCGGUGCCGACCGGGCGGAUCCCGUCGACGACGCCGCCGCGGCGGACGACGACGACGACGAAGGCGACGGCAUCCUCGGAUCGGCGUCCGCCGCCGGCUCGGCGCCCGCGACGGUGACGGGCGCCGACGUCGUCGCCGCCCUUCGACGCGACGGCGUGGACGUCGCUCGGUGGCGCCCUCGCGUCGCCCUGCGCCUCGGCGACCUCGACCCCGCCGCCGCCGCGGCGGCGAGCGAAGACGCGGAUGCUGCGUCCCGGUCACGCGGCGGCGACGACGCGUGGAGGAGGCGACCGGUCGUGCCGGGCUUCGUCGGAUGGCGCGCGCUCGGCGAGGACGACGUCGUCACCUUCGACGUCGGCUCCGUCGGUCUCUUGGUGCAGCUCGAAGACGCGCUCGUCGCCGACACCGUACCGGGCGCGAGUGAUAAAAAAGCGUCAAAGUUUGGAGCGCCGUUUUCCAAGAAGGGGGGAGGCGGACGACGCCGUCGUCGCCGAAAGGAGGCCCAACCGGGGGAGGAAACAGGGGAGGAAAACGGGGACGAAGAUGAACCGCCGCGCGAAGGCGAAGGCGAAGGCGAACCGCCGCGCGCCCUCCGCCUCCGCGCCGCGGACUAUCUCGGCCGAUGGGGCGGCGACGACGACGACGCGUUGAUCGAACGAACGACGGUGAACGCGUACGCGGGAAAGGACAGCGACGGAUGCACCGCGUUUCCCGCCGUGGACACCGGCGCGGGCUUCUUCGGCAUCGGCAUCGUCAAGGCGAAGCACGAGGCGAACGUCGGGACGCUGUGGCGGAGCGCGUGGCAGCUGGGCGCGGGUUUUAUCUUCACCGUCGCGACGAGGUUCAAGUACGAGGCGAGCGACACGACGCAGGCGUACAAGCAGCUGCCGCUGUUCAAGUACGACGAGUGGGGAGACUUCGCGAAAAACUCGCCGCACGGCGCGGUGUGGGUCGCGAUUGAGAUGGGUGGGGUCCCGUUGCAGGAUUUCGUGCACCCUCCCCGCGCGGUGUACGUUUUGGGCAGCGAGGAUAACGGACUGAACCGACCAAUCGUCGAGGCGUGCCAGUGCCACGUGGCGCUCCCUAAGUGGAUCGGACGAAGCGCGAGCUACAACGUCGCGAUGGCGGGCACGCUGGUGAUGUACGACAGGAUGCAGAAGCAGCUAAGGGACGGACACGUCGUGACGCGGGAAGGCGGCGGAGGCGAGGACCGAUGA
Molecule: messenger RNA, 1578 nt
Organism: Micromonas commoda
Lineage: Eukaryota; Viridiplantae; Chlorophyta; Mamiellophyceae; Mamiellales; Mamiellaceae
Exons: 1
Coding region: 1-1578 (525 amino acids)
Biological process (GO): tRNA nucleoside ribose methylation
Cellular component (GO): cytosol
Molecular function (GO): RNA binding
Source: RefSeq, a predicted model, not a curated record